This is a messenger RNA of Pelobates fuscus (common spadefoot toad), 2024 nucleotides long. Its product is annotated as beta-1,3-galactosyltransferase 2. Gene Ontology annotation, cellular component: Golgi membrane. Lineage: Eukaryota; Metazoa; Chordata; Amphibia; Anura; Pelobatidae. The transcript is spliced from 2 exons. Gene Ontology annotation, molecular function: N-acetyl-beta-D-glucosaminide beta-(1,3)-galactosyltransferase activity. The record is from RefSeq and is a predicted model, not a curated record. The coding region runs from base 742 to 2007 and encodes 421 amino acids.
CCGAGAGAGGCGGCAGCAGCAGCAGCCUAGGAAAGCAAGCAGGCAAGCAGAGAUGGCUCUCUAGACCACAGCUUCUCUCUCCCUACGCCCCCCCCCCCCCCUCCACUUAAAACGAACUCAGUCUUCUGCUGAAGCUGCCUAGCAACAAGAACGGAGGUAAAUCAUCUAUUUUAUUCAACUAGGCUACUAUGGCUUUGUAGUGCUUUAUCCCCCAUGAACACUGACUAAAUCUGCAAGCACUGGCAUGGAUACGGACGGCUGAACACUGCAUUGGGGACAAAAAAAAAACGGAAGAGAUCUGAGGAAGCAUUCAAUGCUAGAUGAGCUACCAGGAGACCAUCUGGGUAUGCAGAGGGAAUGCUGGGAUUCGUUUUGCUUCCAAACCCAGGGAAUAUAAAACACUUGUCUAUGAAUGGAACAGGCAAUAGGACAAGCAACAUGCAGACGGACAGUAGGCAAAAGAGUACACCAAGGGGAGUUUUUUAAAGGAAGUGCGCAUGUUCUCUCGCAAAUUUUUUCGGCCAAGCAAUGACGUGCCAAAACUAUUCGAUAGGUGUAUGCCUAACACCAUGAAUGUAAACAGUAAAAAAAAAAAAAAGGUAUAUCUUCCUUUAGAGAAGUGUCCAUCAGCAAUUGAAGAAUGAAGACCAACCAAGAAUAGCAAUUGCUACAUUUUGUUGGCAGGAUAAAAACAACUGAAGUUUGGGCAGAUGCAGUACACUGCAUCUGCGGCCCAAAAGCAUGCUUCAGUGGAGGAGACGUCAUUGCUGCUUUGCUAAAAUGUCCUGGAACAGCAAGAGGUCCCUCUUCCGUACGCAUCUCACUGGCCUCCUAUCACUUGUGUUUCUCUUUGCUACAUUCCUGUUUUUCAACCAUCAUAACUCGUUCCCUGGCAGAAUUGGACUUAAAGAGAAUCCAGUUACCCAUAUAAUCCGUGGAUUCAAAACUACUAAAAGUGAAACCAAUAGUUCAUUGAGAAAUAUAUGGAAAGACACUAUCCCUCAAACACUGAACCCUCAUACAGCAUCCAAUGCAAGUAACACAGAAUCUCUACAGCAAGGCGUGACAGGAUUGGAAAACACGUUGAGUACUAACGGGAGCAUAUACAGUGAAAAAGGCAAUGGCCAUCAAAAUGUGUACCACUAUAAGUAUGUAAUCAAUGAGCCUGAGAAAUGCCAGUACAAAAGUCCAUUUCUUAUACUACUCAUAGCUGCAGAACCAAGACAGAUUGAGGCUCGUCAAGCCAUAAGACAGACCUGGGGAAAUGAAAGUCUUGUACCAGGAAUUCAAAUUGUGAGACUCUUCCUCUUGGGUUUAAAUGUCAAGUUAAAUGGAUUAAUCGAACAGGCCAUCAUGGACGAAAGUCAACAGUAUCAUGACAUCAUUCAACAGGAAUAUUUAGAUACUUACUACAAUCUGACCAUUAAAACACUCAUGGGAAUGAACUGGGUGGCCACAUAUUGUUCACACGUUCGCUAUGUCAUGAAGACAGACAGUGAUAUGUUUGUAAAUACUGAAUAUUUAAUAAACAAGUUAUUGAAGCCAGACCUUCCUCCAAGAACCAAUUACUUUACAGGGUAUUUAAUGAGAGGGUAUGCACCAAAUCGGAACAAAGACAGUAAAUGGUACAUGCCGCCGGAUUUGUACCCAAGUGAGCGGUAUCCAGUGUUUUGUUCUGGGACUGGCUAUGUGUUCUCUGGGAACCUGGCAGAAAAGAUAUUUAAGGUCUCCUUAAGUAUCAGACGAUUGCACCUAGAGGAUGUUUAUGUCGGAAUUUGUCUCGCCAAGUUGCGUAUUGAUCCCGUGCCUCCGCCCAAUGAGUUUGUAUUUAAUCACUGGAGAGUUUCCUAUUCAAGCUGUAAAUAUAGCCACCUAAUUACCUCCCAUCAGUUCCAGCCCAGUGAGCUGAUCAAAUAUUGGAAUCACUUACAACAAAAUAAGCACAAUGCCUGUGCAAAUGCAGCAAAGGAAAAGGCUAGCCGUUACCGGCAUCGUAAAAUGCACUAAAAGAACUGAAAAGAGGA